CGGCUCCUCUCGUGGCGUGCCACGACUCGUGGCGAAGUUUUAGCGUCGCCUACCUCUACUCGUGGCGUGCCUACAAUUCUUAGCCGGAUCUAUUACGCGCAGUUUUCGUGUUCGAGCGACGUUUCGUCCUCGCCGAUUCGUUUUCUCUGUCGUAACCUUCCUUUUCAUCCUUUUCCCUCGUCAUCUGCUUUCGUUUUUUUUUUUUUUUUUCGCUUCGUCGUACGUUUGAUUCACGCGGCGCGGCCGGUGAGUUUUUAGUGUGUAAUACGAGCCUCCGAGAGAGAGAGCGAGUGUGAAACGUUUCGACGGUGUAGCUAUUUAAUUUUUUUGUUGUCCUCUACGAGUCACGCUGGUGUGCCGGAAGAAAGAGCGUCGAUCUCGCCGGAAGUACUACUCCCCCCCCUCUCCCCCCCCCACUCCGAGCCGCGGGUAUCGUGAUCUCCGAGUGGCCGAUUCGCGACGCGCCAUCUCCUAACCUCCAAAACGUUUUCGCGAGACAAACCGUUUCUCGUGACAAGCCAAACCGGGCAGCGACUGCGUCCUGCUCAUCCGUGUGACGUUGUCUUCGAUUCAAUAUUCACGAGGCAUUCGCGCGUUCGUUCACUUCGCUCGGCGCGGGUUGUGCGUGGCGAGGAAAUCAUCGAUCUCCGGCUUUAGCCGCCAGUGAUACGAUCGUUUAUCCGCGAUAUCGAGAAGCCUGUGCCUCUUUUGUUGUGUUUCAUUGUGUGCCAAGGAUAAUCACGCCGUGCGACCACUCUCAGGGAGUUUACGUUUCGGAUACGAUCUUCUCCGCUUGCCGAUCAGGUCCUACCGUUUGCACGGUAGGUCUAGUAAGCAAUAAAUUGAUUUGUGUUCUGUGCACGAAGGGAAAGUACGUGCGAAGAUUCUAGACAGUAUGAUGAUGGCAAACCUACCCCCCGUUAUGCUGCCACCCCUAACCGACUAUGGGAUGCUGACUCCUACCCUCGGAAUAAAGGUGAGUGUCCCGGAAUUCCAGUACGCUCGAGGGACAGGCGCGUCCCUGACGAUGAGGGGUAGCGACGAGCUUUUGUCGCAAAGUGGAGCAGUUAGCAAUGGUGCUGCAAUGAGUCCACAACCACAUCACGCGGCCGACAACAAUAAUGACGCCAAGAAGGUUAAAUUGGACAAGAGCCACAAUGGCAAACCUUCGAGGGUUAUUCACAUCAGAAACAUACCGAACGAGGUGUCAGAGGGUGAAAUCGUCCAUCUUGGUGUACCCUUCGGUCGCGUCACUAAUGUCCUCGUUCUCAAAGGCAAGAAUCAGGCGUUUUUGGAAAUGGCGGAUGAAAAUGCUGCAGCAACGAUGGUGAGCUAUUACGCCUCUUGUAUCGCUCAGCUUCGAGGACGAGCGGUUUAUGUGCAGUUCAGCAAUCACCGAGAGCUGAAAACGGAUCAGACACACGCCAACAACGCGAACUCGAACAACCAAGUCGCGCUUCCGGGACAGAACCAGGUGGCACAGACGCAAGCAGAGACCCAGGGUGGUCCCAACACGGUUCUACGAGUCAUCGUCGAACAGAUGGUUUACCCAAUUUCCUUGGACGUGCUCUAUCAGAUAUUCACACGUUUUGGCAAGGUCCUAAAAAUUGUCACCUUCACGAAGAACAGUACUUUCCAGGCACUAAUACAGUACGCGGACAUGCUGUCAGCGCAAACCGCUAAACUCUCAUUAGAGGGACAGAAUAUAUACAAUUCGUGUUGCACGUUACGCAUCGAUUACAGCAAGAUGCAAAAUUUGAACGUGAAAUAUAAUAACGACAAGUCGAGAGACUACACCAACCCCUCUUUGCCGACCGGUGACGCAAAUUUAGACGCGGCAUCCCUUGCUCUUGGGGGUGAGCUUCUUCCACAGUUGUUGAUGGGCGCUGGUUCGCAACCUCGAGCUAGAAUACCCGUAGAGUCCAUUGCAGGGGCACCGGGUGUGCUGCCCACGCCCUUCGCGGCCAUGCACGGUCUACCUUCACCUUUGGCGGGCCCUUACAACGGGGUACCACCAGCUGGAGGAUUGGCCGGACUCGGUGGUUUCCCUUUGGGUGCUGCUGGCCUCGGGGUACGUGUACCCACCAACGCGCAGACAUCGGCGGUGUUACUCGUCAGUAACCUAAACGAAGAGAUGGUCACGCCUGACGCUCUCUUUACCCUGUUUGGCGUUUACGGGGAUGUACAGCGUGUGAAGAUUCUCUACAACAAGAAGGACUCGGCACUGAUUCAGAUGGCCGAACCUCAUCAAGCACACCUAGCAUUGACACACAUGGACAAAUUGAGAGUAUUCGGAAAGCAGAUCAAGGUGAUGCUGAGCAAACAUCAGACGGUCCAGUUGCCGAAAGAAGGUCAACCUGAUGCUGGUUUGACGAAGGAUUACACCAAUAGCCCUCUUCAUCGAUUCAAGAAACCAGGCUCAAAGAAUUAUCAGAAUAUAUAUCCUCCGAGUUCUACCUUGCACUUGUCGAAUAUUCCAACUACUGUAACCGAGGAGGAAAUUAGAGAUGCGUUUACUAAGAAUGGCUUCACCGUGAAGGCUUUCAAGUUCUUCCCAAAGGAUAGAAAAAUGGCCCUCAUACAAAUGCCUAGUAUGGACGAUGCUGUCGCUGCUUUGAUCAAAAUGCACAAUUACCAGCUGAGCGAGUCCAACCAUCUGAGAGUGUCAUUCUCCAAGAGCAACAUCUAACAAGAGUCACAAUCAAACGACCGGCAGUGGUACCACCAGCCCUACGCCCUAGUCCCCUUUUGGUCGCCCGGCUCAGUGUACGACUGAUGAUCCUACGUAUGGGUGCCGUCAGUCGUUGGUCUGUACCAAUGAUUGUCCACCCUAUGGAUCGACCACUUGGCUCGAGAACGAAGGAAAAUGACCAUUUCCUACGAUCAAGAAGCAUACAUGAAUCCAGGUUCCUGUCCUCGAGUUCAAACCUCGGGCGGCACGAACUGUGCUGUGCUCUGUGCUGCUCCCUUUGUGUUGGGUGCAGAUCAUCGUAUCCAAUUUCUAUUUCUUCGCUUACUCGACAGACCGUCUAGGUUCCACACACAUACACACAGUAUUCAGGGUCACAAAUAACAGACACACGAGCGAACGAAAGAGAAAAAGAAUAUUUACUUAGGGCUGACAGGAACAGCGGACACCUAGAGGGUGGACGAAAGCGUAUGGGCGUCGCACCACCCGCUGCUUUCGAGACACACACACUGGUGCUGGCUUCUUUCGAUCAGAGACACAACGGAUAGCCAGAGAGAAAGAGAGAGGAGAGACUAUUUUACAGGCGUGUGUGACGUGUCUCCCUUUGUUAAGAGGUGAUAGAGAGGGGCAAGGAGUAUUUCGAAGGGAGAGACUAGGUUAAAUGGGUACGAAGAGGCGCUCUUGUACAGAGUUAAUCUUUAAAAGUUAAGGUAUAUUAUAUAUAUAUAUAUAUAUACAUACAAAUAUAUAUUAUAUAUUUUACGAGCGUGACGCUAGCCGGGCGCAGCGGAAUGACGAGCCGCGCGUAAUCAUACACCCGGCGACCAUAUACACACAGACAUACAGACACACACACUCUCGCGUGAGAGUGACGCGUUAAAUGAAAUGAUUUUUAAAUGAUAUCCGCGGGACCGCACAGUCAGUCCCCCUAUCAGGUCGAUCUUUCCCGGAUUCGCACACGCGCGUGCGUAUCCGCUAGCUUAAGACGGUCGACGUCGCAACACUGUGUCGAGAACACGAGCGAGGAUGAAAGUAGCGCGCGUACCUGGUACCCGGUCAGCGCGUUCUGUCGUCUUCGAGGCUGGCUGGUACCAAGAUUAGUCGUUUAAGGCUAAUGUCACGGGACCCUUUGCAGCUUUCCGCGAGGUGCUACUCGCGCCCUUUCCCUGACGACCCCAGCCACCUAUCCAGGCCAAAUGAGACAGCCCCCGAGAGGAUAGUUCAGAGUCAGAUGGGAAAGGGCUGUGGACGAUUUUCGAAGUAUCAUCCGCCACGUGUCACAGACGAUCUUCUUGCAUGAUUCUCUGAUUUUUUUUUUUUUUUUUUUCUUUUUUCUAUAUGCGUACCUUCAGUAUUCCCAAUGCCGUGGAUCGAGACUGAUCAAGCCUGGCUUCGCGUUGAUUGCUCGACUGGCCACGUGGCGGAGCUGCGCACUGUCGUAGUCGUCGUUGCAGGUGGUAUUUUUAUAAUUUGUAUGUUCGACGAUAAGUAUUAAUCACACUGACAGGACACUACGUGACGAACACGCUAUACUAAUCACACACACACACAUGUACACGUAACACGUAUACACGCAGAGACAUUCAGACGCAGGUUUCUUAGCUGAUAGGUGCUUAGGAUUGUGUAGAGUCUUAAUCGUAUAAGUAAGGACGAGCAAGUAAAAUGGCCAAAGUAUCAUUUGGCAUGAAGGACCGUUGAACAUAUCGCUAAUUAGAUUGAUGAAUACGAGGCGUAUCGCGAGUUUGUACGCACGCGUUCAGGAUGCUGUGACUAAAUUCGGGGCGAUUCUGGAGCGCCUGGGACGAGACAAGUUCUUCAGGCUCGUUCAGGUCCGGCUGACGAUUAGUUCCUGAUCUCCGAGCAUUCCUUUCGACAGGCAACAAAAAGAAUAAUUAAAAAAAAAAAAAAAACGUAAAAGCGCGCCCCGUAGGCGACGUAGAACGAACCGAUCAGAAGGAGAGAAUCUUCGGUGUGCGGGUCUGUUGUGUUACAGAGAGCGUUCGUUGCAGCGCUGGUGUCGUGUGUAAUGUUCUAAGAUAUUAAAAGAAAAAAAAAAAAUAUAUACACUAAUGAUACACACCUAGUAGCCUAAAUAGUCCGCAAGAGCGUUAAAAUAUAUUCUCUAGAGGUAUUCACAAUGGAGGGGCCCAUUUUGUUGAGACAAAGGCGAACGACGAUGAGUAUUCCGGCGUGGAUAGGAACAGUGAUUGUGUCCUCGUGUCGAGAAACGUAGAUUUAUCAGUAGUGUCGUAGAGUCGUGAUAAAAAGUGUACGGGCUACCAUGGGAACGUUGCGACGAUGCUGGUCCAGAAUCUCUACCCCACCUAACCUGUGUGAUCGUCACAGAGGUGUCCAGUGUCGUCGCGACCCUCCUACAUGGGACCCCGUCGAUUUUUGUCUAACCGACGUUCUGUUGGAGUCAAUUAAAUCUUAUUAAUAUACGUAUCGAUCGUAGAAAGACGUAGAACGCAAGGAGAACAAUGUUUUUCGCGUAUGAAGUGGACGUGUUGACUGGCUGAGUAUGCGAGAUGGGAGAGCCUGUUGCGUGAUCUGUCUGCCAGAGCGUGUGCGUGUAUAUGACGAUGAGGUAUGAUGGAAAAAACGAGAAAAUUACAAAAAAACGUAUAUAUAUAUAUAUGUAUAUUAAAAAGCGAGUGCCGGCCCGGGCAGUGUUGUUUGUGCCAAAGUAGGCUAGCCGUUAACUCUAGGGAUGGGAUGUGUCGAGUUAGAAAGCGAACUGAGAUGUUACUUGCUAUCGUUCGAACAUCGAUCAUCAACUCCAAACGAUCUUUAGGUACACUCGUAUGAAACUGGGCUUCUUUUGAUUAAAAGAAACAGUAAAGGAAGGAGUGUACCUCCAUCCAAACACCUUAGGCUCUCCCAACACCUACGUCAACUGAUGUUAGGUCCCUCUCCCUACGUUUAUCUUUAAUGAAAAGAAGUCUAUGUUGCACUCGAGUGUACGCUAGAUUCUGGUUGAUCUUGCUAGAUUGAUGGCGGUUUGGAGAUGUUUGAUGUGGGGUUCGUUGGAACAGCAAGGGUCGACCAAAAUCAAGUAGAGACGUAGCGAGUAGCCGGCAUGAGCGAAGGGGCCAGUCUUUGCAUCUAUGAUCUGUCUUUCGAAUCUCCCAUGUAAUUUACAUUGUUUAAUCCGACGACUGCAUUUAUAGAUUCUACGAGGCGACGCUGGUGUUGGUUGCGCGCCGAGAACACACACUGGCUGUACACACGAACACACGGGUUUUUGGUUUCUUUGGUUUCUUGUGGCUUCCUCGGAACAGGCUUGAUGGUUCCGGUGUUCAGUUCGAUUUUGACACCCCAGAGGGCGUGUUCUCGUUCUAAAGUCAAAUUUUAUUCAUUUCUUAUGUCGAGGGGAUACAUUGUUCCUACACUGAUCGGUGAAUUGUUAGCAAACAUGAUUCUUCAAACUUUUCCAAACCUAACCUAAUCUGGUGAAACCCAACCUAAUCUGGAAACUGCCAGAACGAGUUCCAAGGUCCCUUCUACGUCAAUUUCGCCAUUUCGUUGCCUCGCAGCUCGAGUCCUGCGUCCAGCGGACUUCCGUCUUCGACUUUGAAUCCUAUGUUCUUCAAGUAUUAUAUUAUCAGAAACAGGCUUUUUCAAUCGUCUCGCGUCUGGUUCGAGUCGCGAGCGCACAAAACAGUUGUCCACGUCGAUUACUUGAUUAAAGGAAGCGACAAAGGACCACUCGCACAAUAGUAUUUCCGGCACAAUGUCUUGCAAGCGUACCUGAAAAGCCUGUAAACGUCGAUCGAGCGAUGGACAGUAUGAACCAGCUGUUUCCAUCGUUGAUCCUCGCGAUUCUGCGUUGAUUUUAACUUUUUUUUUUCUUUUUAAGAAUUUCCGGACACAUUCCCGUUCGCAAACACACUCACACAUUCACGUACAUAAAACAGAAGGAAUCGUAGGGAUUUCAAACUUGUUCAGCUAUGAAUCUGCUUGCACCAACUGUCGUUGAUUCUUCUGGACUUAAACAAGCGAUGACAAUGAUUUCUUCACUUCCUUUCCUGCUUGAUUUCGAGGGGAGAGACCUCCGUCAAACCAAGAAAGGGAAACUGUGAAUUUCCAUUUGAGGGACAGUAGUAAAGCUUUAAGAGACAAAACAAUCAAUUUGGUAAGUUACUUGUCUAUGGGUUGUAGACGUCUACAGGGUGUCCACAGUGAGUCCCACAAUCUCAUUUCCUCUCCAUUUUUGGGUUCAUCAGAAUCUUUUUUCUUUUAAAUAUUCAACCCUAACAAAGUUUGAAUCAUAUCCUAAUAAAGGGUAUGUUAAUUUUCAGUUUAGAAUCUUUUUUUGAAAUCGUUUGAAGUGGUUUGAAGUGGUUUGAAAUAGUGGUUUUACAUCGGUGAAGAUCCAGAGACACCCUGUAGAGGUUUUAGAUCGAGUAUAUCACUAGCUGGGUUGAGGGGGGCCGAUGUGAGGGUUGGGAUAGCCAGCACUCGCUACAUGGUGUCGCAGAUAUUCAGGCUCCGAAAUUUCUCCAGACCAAUGAAAAAGCUCCUUGCGAAAUUCUAGAAAAUGUAUCGUUCUAAUAUAUUGUAUACAGAUAUUCGAUGCGAAUUCCUCAUAUAGACGACGUAUUUUUAUAUGUGAUAGAGACAGAAGGAAAGAACGAGUGACCAAUGAUGAGAUUGUAUCGAUCGAUUUCGAUUGAUGAGAGUUUGAAGCUGUUUGAAAUGAUCCCGGUUCAUACACCGUGGAUUCUCCUUCCAUUUUUCUCUUUUUCUUUUUUACAUAUUGGAGGCGAUUGAACGUUGGAAUUGAGGGUUUGAGGUGAAUGUUGGGAUUAAUUUCUCAGUCUUUCAAUGUCAGUAUUAAAUAUUUCUCGAUAUUAUUAUUGGAUUACAAGAUGAAUUUAAUUACAGAGAAUGGUAAUAAGAAUUGAUCAACUUGAAAAAGUACCAUCAAACGUCAACAAACACCAUCAAACCUCAAGCAACAACAAUCAAACUCCCCAAGAAUAAACGUUAAAUUUCAUAUAAAAUUAAUCUCCAUAAGGUAAAUCAAAAUUCGAUGAAACUCACGAUAUGAAAGAAAAUAAAAAAUACCAACAAACCUGUUCGGACCAAGGAAAUUCGGGGUCUGGUUCGAGCCACGCAGUAGACGAAGCUUAGCCUACAGAGGUUAAUUAGGAAUUAUAAUUAAACAAGAGUCAUGUAUGUGCACACUUAAAGAAACAUUCACUCAAACAACCUCGUACACACACAUACACACGUAAACACACUAUGUAUAUCUCGUAUAUAUUUGAUAUAUCGCAUUGUAACACAGGUGUGUCCAAAAGUGAGCAGCGGCUGCAUCCCAAUAAUAUCUAUAUUUUAUUAAUAAUUAAUAAGUCUAGGAUUAUCGUCGUUACGGUUCACUCGAUGAGCCACAAAAGAUUAAUCUAUAUUACAAGUUUAUUGUACAUUCGGUACUAGGGACACGAUGAUGAGCUAAAACAGAGGUGUGAAAGCGUUUGAAAGGGCACGAGUGAAUGGUGGAAUAGUGAUAUAAUAUAUAUCAUGGGAUCUCGUUCAUCGUGUACGGUGUGUUUGCCUAAUCGGGGCCUUAGGCGUCGUUCAAAAACCAUGAUUAAACUGGACCAGCGCUUAAUCGUCGAUUCUCGUCGCCCCCGGGAGCUAAUUAAUUAAUUAAAAAUACAAAUAGGGAACGAACGAUUUCGACGCUGUUCGAUCAAACUUUUUUCCUCCCUGUUAGAUAUUAUGGAGAAUUUAUGGGAGUGAUAUACAGGAUGAAGUAAAUUUGGAAAAUAGAUGGUUAAAAUUUGGCAAUUUUUUAAAAAUGAAAAAAUUUCUUAUUCUUAUUGGAAUAUAAUAAUUUACCAUUAUUACUAUAUUAUAUAGUAAUAAUAAAAAUAAAAAAGAAUAUAAUUAGUCAGAUUAAAUAACUGUAUUUUUACAAUUAGAAUUACUCUAUAAAAAUGAUCCAUUUUUAUUCCCCCUCCUCCUUCAAAUGGGAGCUUAGAAGCUUGACAAAUUCUAUAACGAAAAUCUACUGUAGACCCUUUUUUUUUUUCAAAAGUUUGACUGUCUAUUUUCCUAUCAUCCUGUAUAAAUAUUUGGCAAAGAGAUAGGGAAAGGGAUAGGUAUACCUUUAACUCGCGACCACCAUGGAACAACCACCCAUGGUUUGUUGAAUGUUUACCAAUUUUCUUUUCCUUUUUAAGUGGACAUAUCAGCGAUCAUCGUGUCUAAGACUGUUUGUCUGGUUGGAAAGUAUGUACCUUCGUCGUUUCCAUUUUGUUUUUCCAUUCUUUUAAUGGUGUGCCUCAAUAGAUUGAGCGAUCACGCGAGUUAUCUUGCCCGCUUCCCAUGGGAACCACGUGUUCAGACCAUGGCGUAGAGUUGGUACAAUAGCGUCGAUACAUUGCCAAAAGAAAAAAAACAAAAACAAAAAACAAAAUGAAGGUUUUUAGGAGGGGAAACGAGAACGAGCCUAAUCAGUGCCGACGACCCCAGACAAAAUAUCAAGAUUAUUGGAGAUAAAGAUCGAAGUUCGAUCUUAUGAGACUUUAAGUGAGCGUGUUAAGUCGAAAUAUAAGAGAUUAUCUAAGGAAUAGCUGUUAAGUGGAGGACACAGAAAAAAAUAACAAGAUUUAGUGAAAUGAUUAUAAACUAAUGAGACACACACGUACGUGGUCUAUAGUGAAAGUAAUGGAACUAAUUUUUAUUCAAAUUUUAAUUACUUAAAAAGAUUUUUUGACAUUUGUCAAUUUUAGAUUAUUUAAAUUAAAAACUUGGAAUAUAAAUUUUAUGUCCACAGUGAACACACUAAUUAUGUGAUAUCUGAGCUCCAAGGAUUACAGAUUUUAUAAUUAAUCAUUUCUAAAAAUAUUAAAAUUACAUUUUUUUUUUUUUUUCAAAAUUCAGUUGCCAUUAAUUUUGCGAUGGACCACGUACACACAAAAGUACAGUCAGAGAGAGAAAACACACACAUACAAAAACACAAUCUUAGCGUGUUAGACUCGUGUAGUAGAGCCCCCCUUUCUAAUUAAGCCUCCAGAUCUUUAACAAUUACUAAUGUAUAGGUAAACGACAAUCACUGGACUCUCUGUAUCGAGAAUCUUCGAUCCCUGAGCCGUUUGAAAAGCUAUCGAACGAACGAUUUAUCGAUCAUCAAAACCCUCGAUCUUCCUUUUCUUAACUAUCCACAUCUACAUUCAUCCUUUCUCAAACUCGCUUCUGUAAUUAAAAAUGGGAGCAUUUUAUUUCUUUCUCAUUACACCACUUUCUCAAUCAAUUCAAUUUUUCCAAAAAUAUUGUAUUUCUAUUUUAAAUCCUUCGAGUUUCUUCGACUCUUCCAUUCAUCCUUCGGUCCUCAUUAACACGUUCAACCCAGGAUGACCCAUUGGUCAUUAGUGUCUUUUCUAAUUUUAAAAUGUGUAAAUUUUUAUAGAAAUUCGAGAAACUUAAAUAGAUUGUUAUUAGCAUAAUUGGUAAUUGAUAAAUUGAUAAAUUAGCAAUUGGUAAUUUCGGAAUUGAUAAAUUAUUAAUUGGUAAUUUUUGAAUUGAUAAUUUGUAAUUUAGAUAAUUUUCAUAAUAUAAAUGUUAAAUUUUAUUAACAAUAAAAAAUCACGAGUCCUGGGUUGAACGUAUUAAAGAGGAAUGAUAAUUGUUAUUAAAAAUUGAUUUCGAUUGGUUGGAAAGACUGCAAGAGAGAAAACGAUCAAGGGAAUCACAAUUUCGUGGGCCAGGAAUUGCGUUGCAUGUCACAAUCAGCUCGUCUCCGGCAAGACAAAUCAAUUUUUUCAUUUUCUACACGUUUAAGAGAACAGAAUCUACUGUCUGAGCGGGCGUGUUUACGAUUUAAGCUGUUUCUAGUUAGUUUCGUUUAGGGAUUAGUUGUGUGUGUCAUACAAAGUACCUCGUACCUCGAUAUUAGGGACGAGACAGAGACAAGGAGAGGAAACUCGUUUCCAAUCAAUUGAUCGAUCAAUCGAUCGCCGUCGAAUCGUGAUUAACAUGUAUAAUAGGUAGAAACGAUCAAAUGAUUCAGGUAACAGUCGCUGUAUUUUUAAAUGAUUAGAACAGAGAUCGGCAAACUUCGAUUUUCUAAAAAGCCAUAUAAUCUCUGUGGGUCAGUAAAUAAAAUUAAAAAUAUUUUCACAAAUUCUUAUGGAUACAAAUUUGAAUAUUUUAUUAUCUAAACAUUUUCAUUAUAUAUUUUUCUUUCUUUCAUCGAAGAAUGAAGUUUGCUGACCUCUGAAUUAGACGAAUGAUUAAUGUCUAUUCGCAAUUAAGGAUAAGGAUUUUUGGGUAGGAAUUGAAGUGAUGAGGAAUUUUUUAAACAACUUCCUUGAAUGAUGGUAUUUUCUUCUGAGUGUUUGAAAUUGAAAAUUAACAAGUAUUUAUAUUUCAGUGUUCAUUUUUAAUUAACAAUGGUUAUUUUGAAUUGUCAGUAUUGGAUAAAAGUGCAUUUUGAAUAAUUAUUUGCUCAGUUUCACACAUAAGUUCCUAUAGAUUCAUAUCUUCAAUUGUAUUUCAGAUUUGUGAUUUCAGAAUGAAAUUUUAUGUAUCCUUUUAGUAUCAUGCAUUUUAAUUUAUUGGAAAUUUUCAAUUUUUGAAUUUUUUAAAAUUGAUAUUUUUGAAUUGCAAUUUUUUAAUUUUUGAAAAUUGAUGUUUCUCAGUGUUUGAAAAUUUUUUUUUAAAUUCCAAUUAAAAAAAUUCUCAAGUACAUUAAUAAUUCCUGUUUGAAAUUCACAAAUAGCCCAAGAAAAUUAUUAUUUUCCCCUCGAAGUAAUUAAAAAGAGGCUCUAAACGUUAAGUGCUUGAGCCAGAAAGGUCUGCAAAGCUCAACGACAAUCAUUUCCUAUUUCAUACUUAGAAAUUUUCGAGAAAUUUUCUACUUCGAAGCAUCGCAAAUACUCCAAACAAUAUCUCGAUAUUCUUAAACUUUUACAAAAAAAAUAAAAUACUAAUUAAAUAUACAAUCAACAGGGUGAAAUAGAAAAUAGAAAUUCGACGACGAUCGACGAUCAUCAGGAAGCAUUUAACACGAGGAUAAACGCUCUCACAUUUCAAGUGUUCGCAUUUAUACACACACGACACAGAAACACACACAGAGACGCACAUACCCAUACAAAAUUUCGAAAUAAACAAAAAAAAGAUAAAGAAUUCCACAGUAUGGGCACGUAUCGAUCGUUCUUUCGUCACGACACGAUUUUUAUACCUCGAUUAUUGAAUAAACCACCCUCUACCCUCUGUCACAACCCCCUGCGAAAAGUAUUUUCUGAAUUAUAAAACUCAGAGUACUGGAAGUGGCAUUUUUUCUUUAGUAUUUCUGUCCCUCGAGCCUCCAGAAAUUAUCAGAUAUUUUGUAUAACAAAUGGAAUGGAAAUUGUAUUUUGGAGAUAGAGGGGUGGACAUUUUUUGGUUUUUUAAUCCUUGGAUGGUAAAUUGACGAAUUUCAAUUCAAUAUUAAAUUUAUUUUCUAAAUUUUAUGCUACAUUUAACACUAUAAUUAUAUUUUAAAUAUUUGAAAAUUUGGAUAUUUCAUAUUAGAAGCUUUCGUUUUUGGACCCACCAUUCGAGGAUUAAAUAUAAAAUUGUUAAUAAUGUUUAAAUAAUAUAAUGCUACUUCUGGUACUCAUUGCCUCAACGUCUUUCACGUAUUUUUAUUAAUACGAACAACCCUUAACGCAACACCCUCUAUUUUGAUCGAAUAGGUUCGUUGACUUCCGGUAGAAUAUUAAAACUUGUUUGCGUUCACGUCGUCCUACAUUCUUACUACUUCGACUUGUUCUUCUUUUUUAUUAUUAUAAUUGCUAAUACCUACUAUGUUUUUUUACAAUUACCUACGAUGAUUAUCAUCGCUACUAUUAAUUAUCAUCCUUUAAUCACUGCGUUCGUUCGUUCUUUAUUUUCUUUUUUUUUUUUUUAUUUUUAUCUUAAUUAUUAAUCCUAGCGCUAAUUAUUCAUUUAUUACUCUUUAACAUUGUCAUUGAUUAUUCCCUAGUUCGUAUCCUUCUAUUAUUUUACUAUUUACCUACUACCUACUAUUUCUUUUUUUUUUUUUAUUUACCUUUAAUUCUAACUCUAAUUAAGAUCGUAUAGCGACGCAAAAGCACGAACACUUUUUGGCCCCUUAAAUGUUAUGGUUCACUGUUUGUCAUUCCAUUCUAAAUAAUAAAAAUUCUAUAGCAUUUUAAACCAAAAUGAUACUAAAAUGUUUAAGUUAUUUUCGUCUCGUGUUUCGUCUAAAGUUUCAUGUAACACGUUAUAAUAAAUCAGUAUUUUCCGGGAGUGGGUACCCGUACAUCCUUACUAUUUUCAUUAUACGAAUAUAUUCGUCGUGUUCAUUGUAUAUUGACUUCGUUCGCGACGUAUAUAUACGUCGAUCAUUUAAGGGGUUAAAAGAAACAAAUACAAAAAAAUUGCACACAUGUAUACACAAACACACAGACACACAAAGUGUUUCUUUAGUUUUGAACGAAUGUUAGUUUCUAAGCUCGCUAAAAUAUUUCUCUUUUUUCCUUUUUCACAUCAAAGCUACAGACCUUUUUCUUCUUCUAUCAUCUAUUUUACAAUUUCUCUUCUUCUCUGUCUUUCUCUGUCUUUCUUAUUCUCUGUCCUCCUCUCUCUCUCUCUCUCUCUCACUCACACACAUACACUCUUGUAAUACGUGUAUCGUAUACCUUUGUACUACUUCUUACUCUUAUCACUAUUACUCUUACUGUAUCGUCUUUGCUACUAUAUUAUCUAUCUAUUACUGCUAGUAACGCUCUAUCAUCACCGCCUAUACACCCCCAAACCUUUCGUCGACCCUUCAACCCUUCGAAGACGCCCACGAUUCUUGAAACCUCCCUUAAAAUAUAUUUAAUUAUAUAAAUUACAGAAAUUCUUAUUAAUAUUUGAAUGAGUCACUUUUAGUGAAAGAUAGUGAAAUAUCAUUUAAAUAUUAAUUUAAAAAUAUUUAACAAAGACUAAAAAAUGCGUCUUCGAAGUGAAAUUCAAAUAUUUGUCUUUCUUCAUCCACUUUAUACAUUUUCAAUUUAACGCCCUUUGCAACCCUUAUUCAGUUCCUUUAUUCAGCGGCCUCGAGCAGAUAUUUUUCUUACGAAACCACCAGCGUUAUUGUUUAAGGAUCAUUUUAAGAGAGUGUCAAACAAGGGAUGCAAAGGGUGGCGAGUUCAGCGUCGACGAAACGGAAGGGGGUGAGUUUCAUCGUAAUUUCUCGCGACUCGUACGCAGUUCGGUGUCUUUAUUAUUUUAUAAUUUUCUCCUCGUCCAUCCAAUGUUCAUCGCGAUAAAUUGAUUGUAACACGAACGUACCAUAUCUAACUAACUAUCCUUUAUUUUUCUUUUUUUUAUUAAUUUUAUUUUCUCAACACCGUUCUCGCCCUCUAUCCGCGAGUCUCACUCGAAUCCCUCGUUUCCUUUUCUUCUUUUUUUUAUAUUUUUUGUAUUGUUCUCCUCACGCUUUUCUCGUCUGUAAUUGAAGGAAAGUGAUAAUUGAGUGUCGAAGGAAUUAAAAGAGAAACUAGAGAAGAAAGAAUAGAAAAACGUAAUUGAAAAAUAAUGAUGACGAUGAUGCACGAUGAGAUACGAUUGCUAGCGAGCGGGUAAAGAACUAAUUUACGUAUAUAAAAUAUAGCCGAUUUGUCAAGAGAAAGCUAAAAAAAAAAAAAAAAAAAAAAA
Messenger RNA from Osmia lignaria (orchard mason bee), 14347 nucleotides. It is a transcript of the gene heph, whose product is annotated as polypyrimidine tract-binding protein 1 heph. Gene Ontology annotation, molecular function: RNA binding. The record is from RefSeq and is a predicted model, not a curated record. NCBI's taxonomy places the organism in Eukaryota, Metazoa, Arthropoda, Insecta, Hymenoptera, Megachilidae. Gene Ontology annotation, cellular component: nucleus. Gene Ontology annotation, biological process: mRNA processing.